CCGCUAGCUUUCCGCCCUUCGCCCCCUUCCCCCGCCGCAAGAAUAAUCGGGAGGAGAAACCCAAACCCCCCUCCUCCUCGGCGGCGGCGGCGGGCGGCGGCGCGAGCACAUGGCGGCCACCUCCAUCGUGCGAUCGAAGCGCAGGCUCGCCCUGCCCUACCUCCACCGCCUCCUCCACUCCGGCCCCGCGACCCCUUCCCCCAACCGCUUCCUCCGCCACGCCUCGCCGGUGCCCCGCGACCCCGACCACUCCCCCUUCCUCCGCCUCCCCGACGCGCGCGUCUCCACGCUCCCCACGGGCCUCCGCAUCGUCACGCAGGCCUACCCGGCCGCCACGCGGAUGGCCUCCGUCGGCGUCUGGGUCGACGCCGGCAGCCGGUUCGAGCUGCCCGGCACCAACGGCACGGCGCACUUCCUCGAGCACAUGGCCUUCAAGGGCACCACGCGCCGGCCCACCGCGAACGCGCUCGAGGUGGAGAUCGAGAACAUGGGCGCGCGCCUCAACGCCUACACCUCCCGCGAGCAGACCACCUACUUCGCCGAUGUGCAGGGGCGGGACGUGCCCAUCGCGCUCGACGUCCUAAGCGAUAUCCUCCAGUACCCGUGCUUCCCCGCGAAUGCCCUCCAGCGCGAGCGCGGCGUCAUCCUCCGCGAGAUGGAGGAGGUGCAAGGAAUGAUGGACGAGGUGAUAUUUGAUCACUUGCAUGCCGCAGCAUUCCAAGGUCAUCCGCUGGGUGACACAAUAUUAGGUCCUGUAGAGAAUAUUAAAUCGAUCUCUAAGAAAGAUUUGGAGCAAUACAUUACAACUCACUAUACCUGUCCUCGAAUGGUUGUGUCUGCUGCUGGAGCUGUCAAUCAUGAUGAGGUUGUUGAUCAAGUGAGAGAAUUUUUUACAGGAUUCUCUACUGACCCAACUACUGUAGAUCAACUUGUUGAAGCAAAUCCAGCUAUUUUUACUGGAUCUGAGGUCCGUGUGGAGCAACCAGAGAUGCCUCUAACGCACUUUGCAAUUGCUUUCAAGGGUUCAUCAUGGGCUAACCCUAGCUCAAUUCCUCUUAUGGUGAUCCAAAGCAUAUUGGGAACUUGGAAUAGGAGCAUUGGGGUUGGGAACUGCUCAGGGUCUGCUUUAGCUCGUGGUAUCAGCAACGGUAAUUUAGCUGAGAGCAUGAUUGCAUUCAACACUAACUACCGAGAUACAGGAUUGUUUGGCAUCUGCACUAUUGCUCAGCCGGAUUCCCUAUAUGACCUAUCACAGUUAAUAAUGCAAGAAUUUAGAAGACUUGCAUUUGAAGUGUCGGAAACAGAGGUUGCUCGUGCUCGUAAUCAGUUGAAAUCUGCUCUUUUACUUCACAUUGACGGAUCCACUGCUGUUUCUGAAAAUAACGGCCGUCAGAUGCUAACGUAUGGGCGAGUAAUGCCAUUCUUAGAGCUUUUUGCUCGCAUUGAUGCUGUUGACCGUGAUACAGUAAUGGAAACAGCUAAGGAUUUCAUAAUUGACAAGGAUAUCGCCCUAGCUGCAGUGGGACCGCUCACGAAUUUGCCGGAGCUUAGUUGGUUUCGCUCACAUACAUACUCGGAUGAUGAAUUUAGUUCAAGAACGUUCUUGCAGGAUGCACAGAAUAAUUGAAGCUCCGGUCCUGGUAGUGUUGUUGUAGUAACUCAAGCUCACCCAAGAAAUAUUCGAUCGUAGGAAGCAUCAAGCAUUUUAGUUAUUUGUUAGAUGUUCUCUAUUUAUUUGCAAAUAACUCCCUUCGUUCGGAUUGUAAACUCCUUCCGUUCACCUUUUACUUUCUUAGCAUACAAUUGCGUCAAAAUUCUAAAUAUAAAAAAGAAAAGAAACUUGACAUAA
Oryza sativa Japonica Group (Japanese rice) is the source of this 1849-nucleotide messenger RNA. RefSeq names its product probable mitochondrial-processing peptidase subunit beta, mitochondrial. NCBI's taxonomy places the organism in Eukaryota, Viridiplantae, Streptophyta, Magnoliopsida, Poales, Poaceae. Gene Ontology annotation, biological process: proteolysis. Gene Ontology annotation, molecular function: metalloendopeptidase activity; metal ion binding. The record is from RefSeq and is a predicted model, not a curated record. Gene Ontology annotation, cellular component: mitochondrion.